UUCUCUUUCUUCGUUUUAUUUCUGUUUUUUUCCUUUUCUCUCUCUCUCCCGGUUCGCCAUGGCGUGGCCGUGCAUCAGCAGGGUCUGCUGCCUGGCGCGCUUCUGGAACCAGUUCGACAAAUCCGACCUGUCGGUGCCGCUCACCAUCCAGAACUACUCGGACCUCGCCGAGCCGGAGACCCGCGAGAUCCGCUCGGUCGCCAGGCACGUGCCCGCGGAGCGCGCGCUCAGGGAUGAGUACGCCACGCCGGAGCGCCGCGCUUCACCCACGUCGCAGGACGGAGGAGAAGGAGGAGGUGGUGGAGGAGGAGGAGGAGGCAGGCGGCAGCCGUGCCGCGCGCGGACGGAGCCCAGUUAUAAACCCCGCGAGGACUACCAGCCACCGGGAGUGCCUUUCCCGAGCGUGACCCAGUACAAGCAGGACUAUAAACCGUGGCCUAUCCCGAAGAAAGAUAACUUUCCGUGGAUCGCAAACGGCGGCAGUAAAGGUCCCGCUGAGAGCCCCGUAAACGUGGAGAAGGAGGAGCGCGCGAGUAGGCAGAAGCACGCGGAGGCGAGCGGGACCGGCACGAGCUCGUACAGACAGGAGUACCGGCCCUGGGCAGCAGUCCGGCCAUCCAAGCCUGCUCAGAAAAGGCCUACGUUCCUGGGAGCAGCCACCAACGAGCCCCCUCUGGAGACCAGCUACCAGGCUGCCUUUAGCGCUGACACACACAGGCAUGCAGACGUCAGUGUGCCAGACAUCACAGCGCACACACAGUCCAGCAGCCAGCCAGAGAGGGCAGACAAGACCGAAGUCAGUUCCAGACCGGAGGAGCAGCUGGUGAAGACGAAGUUGUCUCCUAAUCCUUCAGCUGUGUUCCAGAGCAGGUCACGCAUCUUCAACAUAUGACCCAUCAAGACUGGCCAGUAUGGAGGCGGCCAGAACAGAAAGCAGACUGGACAUAGGAUUUCACUUCAACCCAGCACACGGCUUACCAAGUUUCUAGGAAAUGUCUCAAAAGUUACAGCACAGAAACUACUAAGAGACUGAAGCUCUGCAGUGCCACUGAAAGGCUUAGGGAUUGUUUGAGGAUUAAAGAUUUAACAAAACAAAUAUGGAUUGCUGGACUGGACACUGGGCCACUGUCUCCCCAAACCGUUUCAUAAAUGUGUGCAAAAACAACUGAGGAGGGUUAACUCUACUUAGUGUGAAAUCUAUGCAAGUAAAUGAAUGUUUCCAAACUUGAUGUCUGUUGCAGGCAAUGUCUGUAAUAUUUUGAUGGAUAUGAGGCAGCGCUGUACUGUGGAGGUAAAAAGGAAUGAACACGUACUGAUCUGAACUCAAAUAUGCAUGUUUCUCAAUAGUUUAAAUAAGCUUUUUAAUCCAUAGUGUCAAACACUUGACAG
This is a messenger RNA of Colossoma macropomum (tambaqui), 1389 nucleotides long. RefSeq names its product MAP6 domain containing 1 (gene map6d1). Lineage: Eukaryota; Metazoa; Chordata; Actinopteri; Characiformes; Serrasalmidae. Gene Ontology annotation, molecular function: microtubule binding; calmodulin binding. The coding region runs from base 59 to 892 and encodes 277 amino acids. Gene Ontology annotation, biological process: microtubule cytoskeleton organization; cytoskeleton-dependent intracellular transport; regulation of microtubule cytoskeleton organization. The transcript has 3 exons. Gene Ontology annotation, cellular component: cis-Golgi network; Golgi-associated vesicle; microtubule. The record is from RefSeq and is a predicted model, not a curated record.